Humulus lupulus (European hop) is the source of this 654-nucleotide messenger RNA. RefSeq lists its product as uncharacterized. NCBI's taxonomy places the organism in Eukaryota, Viridiplantae, Streptophyta, Magnoliopsida, Rosales, Cannabaceae. The transcript is spliced from 3 exons. Bases 119 to 454 code for a protein of 111 amino acids. The record is from RefSeq and is a predicted model, not a curated record.
AGGGAUUAGGGUUCAUUCUUUUUUCAGCACAACAAAGAAGAAGAAGUUUUGUGCGGCUGGGUUCCCAUCUAACCGGCGGUGCAGUUGUUCUUGGUGGUUAUGGUGCUCGGCAACGGCUAUGCUGCUGGUCGGCCACGCUUUUCGACGCCUGGACAAUCUCGGCCAAGGUUCUCGGCGGCGCUGCAGGUGGUUCUCGGCGCUGCAGGGGUGCUCGGAGCUGCAAGAAGUCUCGACGCUGCAGGUGUUUUCGGCCACGACGGCGGUGGCAGCAGAGGUCUCGGUGGAAUUUGAAAACCCACUAAAAUCCAGCAUGAAGGGCUCAGAACGGCGACAACUCAGGACAAAUGGUGGGUCUCGGAGUGGUUGCGGCUUUGGACGAACGGCGGGGGUCAGCCCUCCGAAAGCUUCACACGGGCUCACUACUCAUAGAGUUAUUGCAUGGGAAGAAAAAUAAAGCAUUAGGUCCCUGAAGAUUGGGUCUAUGAAUCUGGGAAGAGAGAUGAAGCUGUCACAAUAGCAAUGAGCAAGGGGCAAUUGUCAAUUUCACAGCUUCAUUCCAAGAAGAAAAAGCCAGUAGAAACUGGUAAGGUUAAGUUCAUUCCUCAUGAAGAAAUCCUUAAGCUAUCUUCAGAGACCUUCUAAUAAUAAUAAAAA